Molecule: messenger RNA, 3025 nt
Organism: Pectinophora gossypiella (pink bollworm)
Lineage: Eukaryota; Metazoa; Arthropoda; Insecta; Lepidoptera; Gelechiidae
Product: membrane alanyl aminopeptidase-like
Exons: 14
Coding region: 1-2985 (994 amino acids)
Biological process (GO): proteolysis; peptide catabolic process
Cellular component (GO): cytoplasm
Molecular function (GO): metalloaminopeptidase activity; peptide binding; zinc ion binding
Source: RefSeq, a predicted model, not a curated record
AUGGUCCGGAGAAAAAAUAAGUGGAAGUUCGGUUUUAUACUCUAUAUGCUUUUAUUGAGUGUGUUUACUAAAUCGUUACCAAUCGAAAAAAGUGCAUCCAGUGGGCCGUUGCUUGUCACGACUGAUACAAACUUUGGUAAUUUGGUGGUACCGGAAGAUUUUAUUGUCACUACACAACUAUCCAGCGUAGCAGAUAAUAAUGUACCUACCAUACAAGAGUCGAACGCAACCGACGAAAUAAACGCAACUGCAGUAGAUUCACCGGAAAAUUCAACGUUAUAUGUUUCACGAGACUUUGACCGGUCAUUACGACCUGAACAAGAAGCCAGAGAAUACGUCGUUCAAAUAACAUUCGAUGGUAACAGUUUCAGGGGACGAGUUGCUAUAAAUACCCGUGUUACUGCUAAUUUAGAUGAUCCAUUGGUAUUUCAUGUCGAAGAUCUGAACAUAGAUUCAGUGAGGGUUGGUACAAUCACUGAAGACAAUGCAGUCGACACAGGGUUUAAUGUAGACGAUGGAAUAUUAGAAAUCUUUCCUGAAAGAGAAUCUACAAUUUAUAGAGUGAUUAUCGAGUACAAUGGGCAGAUACGAAACGAUGGUAUUGGAAUUUUUAAAGGCGACUUCAAUGACCACGAAUAUAUAGGAAUGAAUAUGUACCCUACUAAUGCACGACGAGUUUUUCCCUGCAUGGACGACUUGAGAGAUGCAUCAAAUGUGAAGUUCACUUUCAUUGAUGUUCCUUUUAACAACAUAAUAGCUAAUUCUGAACUUGAAGAAUCUGGCAACAAUGAAUAUGUUUUCCGAGCAUUACCAACUCCACUUCAUCUUUGGGGCAUGCUUGCACAUAACUUUAACACCAUAGUGAUUCCCACCAACGAUGUUCAUCUCGUUGGACGUUCCGGUUUGGGUCAGGAUGCGCAAACAUCCAUUGCAAUGAAUCACUUUUUCAAUGCCCUCAAUGAAUGGACGAACAAGCCAUACUUCGAGAUUAUGGGUGAUCAAGACGGCAGAAUGGUCGUAGCAGCAUUGACUGAUACAUCUGUCGAUUGGCACGCUUUAUCAACUGUUUGCAUAUGGGAACCAUACGUUUUUAUGGAAACAAUACAUUCAGUGCAACAAAGAAAGAUUGGCUUGGUGAAGCUCGCAGAAGCAAUGGCGAGACAGUGGUUUGGGUACGUGAUUCAUCCAAGUAACUGGAAACAUCAAUGGAUUAUUAAUGGCUUAGGUAGUCAUGCCGCUUACGAAGUGGUCAAAGGGUUCCAGUCAGGAGACGAUAAUACACUAUUGCUUGACAUGAAUAGUAUAUUUGUAGCAGACGUAAUCCAAGAAAGCUUAUUCCGUGACGGAUAUAGAGUGGGGAUCCCAUUACAACUUCAGGAUGACAUAUUUGAUGAACCCGAAGUAAGAGAUUACAUCAACGGCGUUAUGAAGUAUAAGGCGCCAGCAAUUAUGAAAAUGUUAUCACUCACUCUUGGCAAUGAGGAAGUUGACUAUAUUCAAAUGGUGUCUCAAUUAUUGCUCAAUAAUUUGGCUUUAGAACCAAUAUCGUCGAGUAUUUUUGUCGACAUUCUUAAUAGUGUACCGAAUGAGGGAACGGACGUUGGUGACAUUAAUGAUUUUCUGGAGCCAUGGACGAACUCUAGAGGAUAUCCACUCAUUCUAGUAGGAUUACGGCAAAGCCUCCUGGUCGUAACUCAGGAACAUUUUGGCUUUACCACAUCAACAGACCAAGUGUACCAUAUUCCAUUAACAUACACUUCCAGUGUAGAUUUAGAUUUCACUAAUAUCCACCCCAGUACGGUCUUAGAAAAUAUGAUGACAAUACCGAUGCAAUUGAGUGAAGACGAUUUCCCAAUUUUCAACAUCCAGGGACAAGGUUACUAUCGAGUUAAUUACGAAGAUGUUCUGUGGGAUAGGAUUAUUGAGUUUCUUCAAGAUCCUGAUCGGAGAGAUCAAAUUCAUCCAUUAAAUAGAGCUACUUUUAUUGACGAUGCACUUAACUUGGCAAGAGGCGGGAAGCUCAGUUAUGAAAAAGCUUUAGAGGUAGUUCUCACUAUGGAGCAUGAAACAGCCUAUGCCCCUUGGAAAGCAUUUGUCAGAAACAUGGACUUCUUGCGCAAACGCCUCAACUUUCUGCUUGAUGAAGACGACGACGAUGAAUUAGAUCCCGAUAUUUACGUGAGAAUGCUGAGAAGAGCAAUAGUUGCUGCGGAAAAUGAAUAUGGAUUCUACCCUGAUCCUAAUGUUGUGGAACCAGCAAUGAACUCUCUCACGCGAGGAUUGAUUAUGGAUCAUGCAUGCAAAGCCAACUACCAGCCUUGCAUAGCAGCUGCUGUUGAUUGGUUCUAUGAUCCUAAUAGUGACGUACCAACUGUAAACCCAAAUAUUCCCAAAGAUAUUCGACCGGCUGUGUAUUGUACGAUGGUCCGAGAGAACGAUGAAGCCAGCGAUGCUCUGAGAGAGAGACUAGAUAUAGAACUAAGUCAUUACGAGCGUAUUGUCAUUUUGGAAUCUUUAGCAUGUUCCCAAAACGACGAUGCUAUACAAGGAUUACUCACGGAAACUAUUGCAGACAAUAGUCCUUAUGGAAUGGAAGAGAGGUCUAUAAUAUUUAAAGCAGUUGUUGAAAGUAGUUUAGAAGGCACUCGAAGAGCAUUUAAUUUUAUUCAAAUGCAUACUAAUCUAAUAAGAAGUCAGUAUGGCGGUUCACGGAAGUUAGAAGAGUUGCUAUACCUCAUAGCUGAAAAUGCAGUGGGAUGGUUGACUGGUGAUCUUUCUGCGUGGAUUGAUAAUAGGAACAACAACUUAGAUGACUCAUUAGAUGCGGCGGAGAGAGCUGAAGACCAUGCACUUGAGAACCUUAUUUGGGAAGAGACUUUUUUACAAGAAGUCUACGAUUGGAUUGAUGAAAAUGAUGCACCCAAACUGGUGUUAUCCCUAGCCCUUCUAAGUUUAACAUUUAUUGUCACAUUCUUGAGUAGUUGAGUUUGCGUAUAAGCAUAAGCACUUGCAAUGAUAAGAAAUU